This is a messenger RNA of Myripristis murdjan (pinecone soldierfish), 1529 nucleotides long. Its product is annotated as butyrophilin subfamily 3 member A2-like. Gene Ontology annotation, biological process: T cell receptor signaling pathway; regulation of cytokine production. Bases 33 to 1529 code for a protein of 498 amino acids. Gene Ontology annotation, molecular function: signaling receptor binding. The record is from RefSeq and is a predicted model, not a curated record. Gene Ontology annotation, cellular component: external side of plasma membrane. The transcript is spliced from 7 exons. Lineage: Eukaryota; Metazoa; Chordata; Actinopteri; Holocentriformes; Holocentridae.
CCUCGAAAGCGACCCCCUUGCCGUGCCACUUAAUGACAUUUGAGGCGUUUGGAGCAGCGAUGAUCAAACCAGCUCUUCUAUCACUCGGAUGCCUGUUUCUGCUGUUCAGUCUGUCUCCGUGUGAAGGUCAGUCUCAGUUGAUUGGUCCUCCUCAGCCAAUAGUGGUGAUAGUUGGUGAUGACAUCAUCCUGCCGAGCCACCUGGACCCUGCUGUGGACGCUUUUGACAUGAUAGUGGAGUGGACGAGACCUGACCUGAACCACAGACUUGUCCUUCUAUGGCGUCACGGUUGGGAGCUUGAGCAUAAAAAACACCCAUCCUAUGAGGGCAGAACGUCUCUGUUCAUGGACAAACUGAAGAACGGAGACGUUUCACUGAAACUCUCUGAAGUGAAACUGUCUGAUGAAGGAAAAUACAGAUGCUUCAUCCCUUCACUGGACAGAGAAUCUAUAGUUGAGCUUGUUGUUGGUGCUGCCUCCUCUCCUGUCAUCAUCAUGACCAAUAGCAGCAGUGGAGUGGUUUUAGAGUGUGAAAGUAAAGGCUGGUACCCAGAGCCUGAGCUGUUUUGGCUGGACGCUGAGGGACAGCUCCUCUCUGCUGGAGCUCCAGAGACAGUCAGAGGUCCUGAUGGCCUCUAUACUGUCAGCAGCAGAGUGACUGUGGAGAAGAGCCACAACAACAGCUUCACCUGCAGGGUUCAGCAGCUCAGCAUCAACCAGAGCAGGGACACACACAUCCACGUCCCAGAUUUUUUCUUUGUGUACAUAUGUGACAGUCCUGCUCUCUACGUCGCCAUUGUCUUUGCUGUCAUCUUUGUCUUCAUGAGUAUUUUCGCCCUUGUCUUCAUUUUGUGUAAACGGAGACAAAACAAAAUCAAGCUUCAGGAUCUGAUGGAGAGAAACAAAGAGCAGCUUGAGGCAGAAAGGGAGGAAAAGAGAGAGCUGGUCGUGGAAAAUGCCAAACUUGAGGAAGAGCUGCAGAAGAAAGAGAGAGAACACUGGAGAGAGGAGUGGGAGAAACUGAAGGAAGAGCAGAGGGAAGUGAGAGAGCAACUCAGAUUGAAGCUGGAGGAGGCAGAGAGACAGAGGGAUGAGAACGAGAGGAGGCUCAGAGAAACUGCUCAGAGAGAAAAAGAAGAAAAUAUGAGAGAGACAGAAAGAGUCAGAAAGCAGCUCCAGGCAGAAAUGAAGGAAAAGAGACUCUUGAAAGCAGAGUUGGAUAAAUUGAAGAAAGAGCAGAAAGAGCUGGCUGUGGAAAAAAGCAAUCUUGAGGAAGAGCUGCAGAGGAAAGAGAACGAACUGAAACACCAGAGAGAGGAGUGUGAGAAACUGAAGGACAAGAAGAGGGAAGUGACAGGGCAACUCAGACUGCAGCUGAAGGAGGCGGAGAGACAGAGAGACGAUAAGGAGAGGAUCAAAAGCCACGCCCGAGCUUCCGGAUCAGUAGUUUCAGCACUGGACAGCGCCACGCCCGAGCAGUCCCGAUCAGUGGUUUCAGCACUGGACAGCGCCACGCCGGAGCCGCCCUGA